Boleophthalmus pectinirostris (great blue-spotted mudskipper) is the source of this 1409-nucleotide messenger RNA. RefSeq names its product aldo-keto reductase family 1 member D1-like. Gene Ontology annotation, biological process: bile acid biosynthetic process. Lineage: Eukaryota; Metazoa; Chordata; Actinopteri; Gobiiformes; Gobiidae. Bases 186 to 1205 code for a protein of 339 amino acids. Gene Ontology annotation, molecular function: Delta4-3-oxosteroid 5beta-reductase activity; aldose reductase (NADPH) activity. The transcript has 11 exons. The record is from RefSeq and is a predicted model, not a curated record. Gene Ontology annotation, cellular component: cytosol.
AGUGUCCAUUAGACCAAAGGCCCCUUGUUGCUUGAGCCUCUCCUCCUCUGCUGGCAAACUCUCCGCUUCAUUCUCCACAAUGAUCACAAUGUCGUCGUUGUCAACAUUCUCAGUUUUUGCUUCCAUGUUUCUUUAUCAAGACUGACCACCCAAAUUCAGGAUUUCACAUUAAGCGGACCUGCACUAUGGAGUUAACAGCCGAGAGACACUCUAUUCCUCUAAGUGAUGGAAAUAAAAUCCCGCUGAUUGGACUAGGGACGUACGCGAAUCCCCGUCAGACCCCUAAAGGAACUGCAUAUAACGCUGUGAAAGUGGCAAUUGAAACGGGUUACAGACACAUUGAUGGAGCUAUGGUCUAUUUUAAUGAGGAUGAGGUGGGACAAGCCAUAAGGGACAAGAUUGCAGAUGGGACUGUGAAGCGAGAGGACAUUUUUUACUGUGGAAAGCUCUGGAAUACAUUUCAUCCACCUCAUCUUGUUCGUCCAACUUUGGAAAAAACGUUAGAAUUGCUGAAGUUGGACUUUGUUGAUCUUUAUAUUGUGGAGAUGCCCACUGCUUUCAAGAUUCUCACUGAAGGCAUCAAAACUACAAAUGACAUACAACCUGGAGAUACAUACUACCCCAAAGAUGACAAUGGAAAAUAUUUAUAUCAUGAAACAGACCUACGGGCUACAUGGGAGGCCAUGGAGGCAUGCAAGGACGCUGGACUGGUGAAAUCUCUCGGUGUGUCAAACUUUAACAAGCGGCAGUUGGAGUUAAUCCUUACCAAACCUGGUCUUAAGCACAGGCCAGUGUUAAAUCAGGUUGAAUGCCAUCCCUAUUUUACUCAGCCAAAGUUACUGGAGUACUGUCGUCAAAACAGUAUUGUGAUAGUGGGAUACAGCCCUCUGGGGACAUCCAGAGACCCAGCAUGGGUAAAUCUCAAAUGCCCCCCAAUGUUGGAGGAUGAAGUGCUUGUAUCUAUUGCUAAAAAGCACAAUAAGACCACAGCUCAGGUGGCCUUGAGGUUCAAUGUCCAAAGAGGAGUAGUGGUCAUCCCCAAAAGUUUCAACACUGCUCGAAUAAAAGAAAACUUUGAGAUAUUUGAUUUCUGUCUUUCUGAGGAUGAGAUGAAGACGAUAGAGGGCCUGAACAAGAACAUACGUUUUGUUGAGCUGCUCAUGUGGGCUGACCAUCCAGAGUAUCCAUUUCAUGAUGACUACUGAGCUCUAGUCCAUGAUGUCCUCUUUGCACCAAUUUGAUUCCUGCCAGAAAUGUAAAGGGAUUUUAUUUACAACUGUCAUUAUUGAAAAAAUACAAUAUAUAAUAUACUUUUUCAUGUAUAUAUAUUGCAAUUGUAUUGUUACAAUUGUGAGACAAAAUUAUGCAUUUUUUAAUAUUAUUCACUGUGAAAUACUUUAUGAACAUGU